CCCUGGCUGGCCCGGCUCGCGGCGCGGCGCGCGGCAACCCAGCACCGCUCGCAUUCAACAUCGACGCGUUAGCGCCGCCACGCCGCUGCGUGCGCCACCGCACUUCUCAAUUUCCUCACUUUUAGGGAAAAAGUAUUUCUAACUAAUAUCAAGAACACUUAACAUUUUUUGUAGAUAAUUUCACAUCAUAUUUAAAUUCUUUUUCCCAAAUAUAGCAUAGUUAAAAACAAUUAUUACAUACUUACUGAUUAUUUCCCUAUUUGCCAAACACCUGUGGUACUUCCCUACCUUAUUAUCCGUUUAUUGAUGUCAAUAUAUAGGAUUACGCGGCGAUAAUAAUGGCUUAUCGAUAGCGAUUCCUAAACCUGCUCUCUCUGCGACAUCUCGUCAUUCAUCCGCGCUGUGUUGCGAAAGAAUAUUAUCUAAAAAUUCAAACUUAUCGGUCACUCCCAAACCUUUGAUGUAUUGUGUAUUUAUUUUCCGAACAACGCGUGUGAAAUAAGUGAUUAUUUUUCAAUAAAAUGGUGAAAUGUUAUAGGAAAUCUGUGUCAUUGUCGGAUGUAUGGGUAUCGUCAAACGACAAACUAAGUGAUUUUUACGCGUCGUCAUGGCAACGAGGAGAGUCUCCAAUACCACUGUUGGUGGUAAGGAUGCUGCUAACUGCGCUGGCACUGGGCAUCCUGGUGUUUUCUUUGGUGGAGGGCGCUUCACCGUACUGGCUCAUCUACCUCACCAACUGGGGAUUACUUCUAAUCACCAUGAUGAUGGUCAGUGGACUUCUCGUCUCAUGUGUUGCCGUGUGUAAAGCCAAUUUUGAGACAAAGGAAUUGCCGUGGUACGUCAGUACCUAUUGGUUUCUAUACAAUAUUGUCGUCACAAAUGCAUUUAUGAUCACUGCCUUGUAUUGGAUCUUGCUCUAUGAACCAGGUAGUUAUGAAGAAGGGGGCCGUCGUCUGUUGUGGCUGGACAUAUCGACGCAUGCGAUGAACUCCUGUAUAGCACUGAUCGAAGUAUUGGCUUCUAGGACACCAGUGCGUUUUUUACAUUUCUACCAGCCGUUAAGCGUGGGAGCCUGGUACGCAGCGUUCUCCGGUAUCUACUAUUCAGCAGGUGGCACCGACAGUAAUGGGAACCAGUACAUCUACGAAGUUCUAGACUGGCGCGAAGGGAAGCGUACGGGUGCUGUAGUAGCAGCAUCGGUGGCAGGCUUGCUUGCCGUGUAUGUGGCACUGUGGUGCCUCGCGCUCUGCAGGGACAAGUUAUCAAUAUCUCUGAUCCGCACCAUCAGCCAUGAUUUACCCGCGGUGCCUCCUGAUACUAGACUGCACACCAGAAUUGUUUAACAAGUAUUUUUUAAGCUUUUAUUUAAUGUAAAUUAUUUUUAAAACCUUUUAUUUAUAUGUACGUAUUAAUAACAAUAUAAAAUUGGUGCAAAAGAAAUAUUUAAAAUUAAUUGUGACUUUCCAAACAUAUAUUAUUGUACUUAAAUUAUGUUUAAAUAUAAUUUCAAGGAUGGACUGAAGUAUAAUUAAUAUUGCAGGUAUUGUACCUUCAGAGGUUGUACCUACUCCGAAAAUUCGAAUUUUUCAAUAAGUUACAAUUAACCUGUAUAAAAAAAUUAAUAAAAACCAAAGAAUUAAUUUCCCAUCAUCACAACGAUUGAAAUUAAAAACGAAUUAACUAAAUGAUUUAGGUACAGUAUUUUAUAUAUCUGUAGGUAAAUUAUGUUGACCAGUUUAAAUACGAUAAAUCUUAAAAGAUUUUUCAUAGAUACUGUGACCUGAGAUUAUAACUGUGACUGAUAUAAAACAAAUACCUAUUCGUCAUAUCAGCCUUAACUGUCCACUGCUGAACAUAAGCCUCCCUCUUGGGGGGGGGGGGGGGG
Molecule: messenger RNA, 1885 nt
Organism: Galleria mellonella (greater wax moth)
Lineage: Eukaryota; Metazoa; Arthropoda; Insecta; Lepidoptera; Pyralidae
Product: protein rolling stone-like
Exons: 4
Coding region: 522-1343 (273 amino acids)
Cellular component (GO): membrane
Source: RefSeq, a predicted model, not a curated record